AUGAACUCGUCAGCCAAGUAUGCGGAAUUGCUACCAGAAAAUGCCAAUGUGUACUUGGAGAAUUGUAUGGAUGAGAUUGAGAUUCAAACAAAUGACAGUAAAUCGAGACACCGAGCCAGUUAUCAAAUAAAACGAUCAGUUCACAGUGGUAGAUUGACAUAUUCAGCGUUGCUUAUAUGUCUGGAUAUCAUUCUGCUUAGAAGCCUCUCGAUUGUCGAUGGAGAUUUGAAAUUGACUAAAAUUGAUGUCACGUGAGUUAGAGACUUUAUUAAUUUUGAAAAAUCAAAAAUGUUUGUACAAAUUUGUUGAUGCAAAAUCAAUUCAAUUAUAGAAAGAAACGUUUCUUCAGCUCUUGAAAACCUAAAAAACGUUUUCAGUUCGUUUUUCAAAAACCCUCAAAUUAUUAUCAUUUCUAGAUUCAAACAUCCAAAUCUCCCAAAUGGUGGUGAACUUUCGUUUUUCGAAGAAAAAUACUCGGAUGAAAAAAUUGAAGAAAUGGCUUUGGCAUUGCAAUUUGCUGAGAUGCGUGAUCCACGUUUCGUAAUCGAUGGAGAUUUAAAGGUGCAUGUUACAAUCGAUAAAAAAUAAGUUCAAGUAAGUUUUGUGUUUUAUUUUUGGAAAAAAAAUGUUUACAAAAACAAUUUCAGACUGUCUCUCAAAUCUUCGUGA
This is a messenger RNA of Caenorhabditis angaria, 669 nucleotides long. The record is from the annotation of a GenBank genome assembly. NCBI's taxonomy places the organism in Eukaryota, Metazoa, Nematoda, Chromadorea, Rhabditida, Rhabditidae.